Malassezia vespertilionis is the source of this 1245-nucleotide messenger RNA. RefSeq names its product peptidylprolyl isomerase (gene FPR3). Bases 1 to 1245 code for a protein of 414 amino acids. Gene Ontology annotation, cellular component: nucleolus; chromatin. Gene Ontology annotation, molecular function: peptidyl-prolyl cis-trans isomerase activity; macrolide binding. Lineage: Eukaryota; Fungi; Basidiomycota; Malasseziomycetes; Malasseziales; Malasseziaceae. The transcript is spliced from 4 exons. The record is from RefSeq and is a predicted model, not a curated record.
AUGAGCGCUGGACCUGUUGAAUUUUUUACGCUGCGGCUCAUGCCGGGGGAGAUCUAUCAUUUGGACACGAUCCGCGACAUUCAGAUUACCAAUGUGAGCUACUCGAACCCAGAGGACCUUAGUGGCAAGAAGCGCACGGUGCUCCGUGUCCACUACGCGGGCAAUCCUAUCGACUUGGAUGAGGAUGACUUGGAUGAUCUGGACAAUAUGGACGAUGAGGAAAUUGCCGAAGCUAUCCGCCAGGCUGAGAACGACGACGACGACGACGACGACGACGACGACGAGGAUGAUGACGAGGAUGAUGACGAGGAUGAUGACGAGGAUGAUGACGAGGAUGAUGACGAGGAUGACUUUGACGAGCCGAUCUUCACCGAGGAGGAUUCGUACGUUGUCUGCUCCCUGAUCCCGGAAAAAGUCGAACAGGUGACGCUCAACCUUCAAAUCAGCGAGGAAGAGCAAGUCGGAAUCUCUGUCUCUGGAAACGAGCCUGUCGAUAUCAUUGGUAACUACAUGCUCCCGUCGUCGCUGAGCAAUCUGGGCCGUGACGAGGACGAGGACGAGGACGAGGAGGAGAACCAACGUCAACUCGCUCUUCUUGGCGCCGCCGAUGAUGACGACGAUGAGGACGACGACGAGGAAGACGACGAGGACUUUGGCGACGACGACGACGACGACGAGGACGACGAGGUGGAGGACGACGAUGGCGAGGACGAUGACGAAGAGGACGAGGACGAGGACGAGGAUGAAGAAGACUCUAACGAGCCCCAAGUUGUGAUCGUCCCUUCGAGGAAGCGUUCCGCUGUCAACAUCGAGGACGAAGAACCGCAGCUCAGCCGGAGUCAGCGCAAGAGACUGAACAAGAAGCUGCGCAGCGAGGUAAGCGCGGCCCCGCUUUCCCGUAAGGAGGAGAAGGUGCGCAACAACAUUUCUGCCAAGCUCCUUGCUAACGCAAUUUUUGGCGAGGGCCCUGUAGCCAAGCCCGGCACGCGCGUAAGCAUGCGCUACGUCGGCAAGCUACAGAACGGCUCCAUAUUUGAUUCGAACACCAAAGGCAGGCCCUUUUCCUUCCGCCUCGGCAAGGGCGAGGUCAUUCGUGGCUGGGACCAAGGCGUAAAGGGUAUGCAAGUAGGCGGAGAACGCCGUUUGCAAUGCCCUCCGCAUUUAGCGUACGGGAAGACUAAACUCCCUGGCAUCCCCGCCAACUCUACACUCAUCUUUGAUGUCAAGCUUUUGGAAGUCAAGUAA